CUGAGAUUAAAAAAAAAAAAAAAACAUUACGAAGGAUUUGAAUUAAAAAGUUAAGAUAAAAUAUUGAGAGGAAUAUUUAUUCACCACUCCCUCUUUUCCUGAGGAAGAUUAUUGUUGUUAUUGUUGUUGUUGUUGUUGUUGUUGCUGUUUGAGUUGUUAUAUGAAAUAAUGUCGUGAAUAAAAAAUAAAUAUAAAUAAGGACAAGAAAAAUAUAACAAGAUGAGUUCUUUGAGAAGAACUACGAAUCAAUCAACCAGAGAGGGGGCUACUUCGAGAAGACACGCAUUGUCAGGUGUUAGCACCAAAAGCGUGAGGAAUCUUCUUCACGGUGGUACCGCACCUGGUUCACCACUACGUUUGAGAUCGAAAUACGAAUUGAGGAGCAUCAGCUUCGAGGGUAGCAAAGUCUUACCAUGGACCACCAGAUCUACGACGGAUGCAAUAUCGAGAAGAGGUGUAUUAUCGAGACGAUGCUAUGGAAGUGUCGAAAUGUUGCCACAAAUCGAGCAAGACGGCACAGACAACGGGAGAAGAUUUCGUAUGGAAAAUGGUGAUUCUCCUGGCGAAAAAGAAGAAAUGUUUGGUUCUCCGAAUAUACCGAUAUUGGAAAAUCCGGAAUAUCAAACACGAUGGUACUUCAAAUACUUUCUGGGCAAACUUCAUCAAAAUUACGUGACUUCUGAUCACGAAAGGAAUCCACUGUUUCUCUCGGUGGUUAUGAGUGAGGGUGGAGAUCAAUGCGUAUCCCAUUACAGGGUUAUUUUAUGGAGAAGAACGGGUGCACAAAGGAUAUCUUUGCCAUUUUCGGCAAACAAAACCAUGACAAUCAGGCAAAUCCUGAGCAACUUUUUCGGCCUGGAAAAACUCGACAAGGCACCGCGCGAAGUUUUAUCCCCCGAGUUACAAAAGGAUUUACUAUUGCUGGAGGAACAAGAGGGAUCGGUCAAUUUCAAGUUUGGUGUUAUAUACGCAAAAGAGGGCCAGACUACCGACGAUGAGAUGUUAUCGAACGUAGAAGAAAAAGAAACGGAGAAACGAUGUGAUCUCUCUCUCAAAGGAGGGCACGAUCGACCCGCGGGUCGCGUCUUCUUUAUUGUUCGCAGAAAGUGGCAGCCCAGGUUUCGAGAAGUUCCUCGAUAUUCUUGGUGAGAAGAUACGACUAAGGGGUUGGGACAAGUACCGUGGCGGCCUCGAUGUUAAAGGUGACAUGACUGGAAGGGAAAGCGUUUACACGAUAUAUGCCGGUCACGAAGUGAUGUAUCACGUCAGCACAAUGUUACCUUACU
Polistes dominula (European paper wasp) is the source of this 1286-nucleotide messenger RNA. Its product is annotated as GTPase-activating Rap/Ran-GAP domain-like protein 3. NCBI's taxonomy places the organism in Eukaryota, Metazoa, Arthropoda, Insecta, Hymenoptera, Vespidae. The record is from RefSeq and is a predicted model, not a curated record. Gene Ontology annotation, biological process: regulation of small GTPase mediated signal transduction. Gene Ontology annotation, molecular function: GTPase activator activity.